AUGAAAGAGAAAAGCAAAGUUCAAACGAUAGUAUCGAACCAACUGGACGACGAAUCGUCGAUUAAAGAGGCUAGUAGUAAUAGUAAUGAUCAGGACGAGACAUUCUGGCAAAAGAUAAUUCGUGUGUGUCAGGUCCAGGAGAAGGGAGACUUGACGACACGACAGAUGUUUCUUUAUAAUUAUGACUUGAGGCCCGUGGAAGAGGCAAGGAGAACUUGGUCAUGGUUCAAUUAUGUGUUCUUCUGGAUUGCAGAUUCAUUCAAUAUCAAUACGUGGCAAAUCGCAGCCACUGGGGUGGAAAAUGGAAUGACGUGGUGGCAAACGUGGUUAUCUGUAUGGUUGGGAUAUGGUCUAGCAGGUAUAUUUGUUAGUUUAGGUGCCAGAGUUGGGAUAUACUACCAUAUUUCAUUUCCAGUUGCCGCAAGGUCGUCUUUUGGUAUAUACGGUAGUUUGUGGCCGAUUAUCAAUAGAGUGGUCAUGAGUUGUGUGUGGUAUUCCGUUCAGGCAAUGGUUGCAGGGCCAUGUAUUGGCCUUAUGUUGAGGUGUAUUUUUAGUCAGAAUUUGGAUAAAACUUUGGACAAGAAGCUUGACGAAAGCUUGACCACUUUUGAAUUUCUUUCAUUUUUCCUAUUCUGGUUGUUUUCCUUACCAGCCCUUUGGUUCCCCCCGCACCAGAUUAGACAUUUAUUUACUUUCAAAGCGUACGUAGUACCCUUUGCAGGUAUCGGCUUUUUAGUUUGGACGAUUGUUAAGGCUGACGGUAUAGGGCCUAUUGUUCACCAAAAAGCAACGUUGGAAGGAUCUGCCUUGGGGUGGCAAUUUGUACAAUCUACCAUGAAUUCGAUUGCCAAUUUCGCAACUUUAAUUGUUAACGCACCCGAUUUUUCUCGUUUUGCGAAUAAACCUUCAUUUGGGAUGAAGUAUCUAGUUUAUACAAUAUCCAUUCCAUUAUGUUUCUCAAUUACCUCAUUAAUUGGUAUAUUGGUAAGUUCAGCAUCCACCAUUAUGUACGGAAAGACAUAUUGGUCCCCAUUGGACGUUCUUGGAAGAUUUUUGGAUGAUUAUACUCCUGGCACAAGAGCAGGAGUAUUCUUUAUUAGUAUCUCAUUUGCAUUAGCUCAGUUAGGAACAAACAUAUCAGCCAAUUCCUUAAGUUUUGGUACCGAUGUGACUGCCAUUUUACCUAGAUUUUUGAACAUUAGAAGAGGAGGAUAUCUAUGUGCAGCAUUGGCGUUGGUUAUUUUUCCUUGGAGGUUAAAUUCGAGUUCAUCUAAAUUCACAACUUAUUUAUCAGCCUAUUCAGUGUUUCUUUCGUCAAUAGCUGGUGUGGUAGCAAUUGAUUAUUAUUAUGUCAGAAGAGGCUACCUCAAAUUGACUCAUUUAUAUUCCAUUUUUGCACCCGAAAAUCCCAGUUCCGAAUCGUUUUAUAGGUAUAACAAAAUUGGUUGCAACUGGAGAGCGUAUGUUGCAUAUAUUUGUGGUAUACUACCAAAUAUUGUUGGUUUUGUCGGAGCCACAGGGACUCAUCCUGUACCAAUUGGAGCCACUAGGAUUUAUGAUUUGAAUUUUUUCAUGGGCUUUAUUUCCUCGGGAUUGGUUUACGCAAUAUUGUGCUAUUUCUUUCCUUUGCAAGGUAUUCCCACUGUUGGUCCUUUUGAGAAGGGCUGGCACGAAGAGUGGCAAUAUGUUGAAGAUUUUGAAGAAGAAUUGACUGGUCAUUCCGUUCAUGAGGGUUUAGAACAUAAAGUUGCUUAUACUUCCGGUAGUUCUAAAGAAAAGUAUAGUGAUACAAUCAUUUAG
Debaryomyces tyrocola is the source of this 1800-nucleotide messenger RNA. NCBI's taxonomy places the organism in Eukaryota, Fungi, Ascomycota, Pichiomycetes, Serinales, Debaryomycetaceae. The record is from the annotation of a GenBank genome assembly.